Molecule: messenger RNA, 630 nt
Organism: Tremella mesenterica DSM 1558
Lineage: Eukaryota; Fungi; Basidiomycota; Tremellomycetes; Tremellales; Tremellaceae
Exons: 3
Coding region: 1-630 (209 amino acids)
Biological process (GO): translation reinitiation; formation of translation preinitiation complex
Molecular function (GO): mRNA binding; translation initiation factor activity
Source: RefSeq, a predicted model, not a curated record
AUGUCCAUCAUCAUAGCUGGUCCUUCCUCCAAACCUGUCAUACCGUUCUACUGCGCCAUCUGUACUCUUCCAACAGAGUAUUGCGAAUUCGGACCUUCCGUCUCGAAAUGUAAAGCCUGGUUGGAGAAAGAGGAUCCCGCAGAGUAUAGUAGGUUAUGGGGAGAGGUAGGCUCUUUGACAGCUCGUAUGGGAACCCUGUCAGUAGAAAAACAAGAGAAACUCGAAGCGGAUGCCGCCAAAGCAGAACGGAAAGCAGAAAAGAAAGCAGAAGCGGAAGCUAAGAAGAAAGAGGCCGCGAAGAUUACUAUAAAACGUUCUGAACGUACUCGUAGAAAACAUCAGACACACAUACAUGGUCUAGAAGCUUUCGGGGUAGACUUGAAAAAAGCGGCAAAACUUUUCGCUGGGAAAUUCGCGACUGGUUCGAGCGUGUCGAAGAAUCCUCAAGGUGAAGAAGAAAUUGUUAUUCAGGGAGAUGUGGGGGAUGAUAUAGUGGAGAUGCUACAAGCUCAAGUUGGAGUGUUGAAAGGUGCACCGGCUGAUCAAGUCGUUAGGGUGAGUCUGCCCAUUCGAUAUUGCUCGAUUAUGAAACUGAUCAGUUCAGGUCGAGGAAAAGAAAAAGAAAGCUGA